GACCACUGCUGAUAGAAGUCCUGAUAUUACAAAACAAAAAGAUAUGUUUUUCUAUAAAAAAAAAAAAUUUAGGCAAUGUCUGAUAUUUGAAGGGAAUCAACAGUUGGGUUCGUGAAAAGAUUUGAUCGAAAAGGGUGUAUUUUUAUUGUCCUGCGUAAAAUCUAACCUUGGUCGGAUUCAAUUUUCUUGUGGAAGGAUAAUUUUCAAUGGCAGACGUACCUAGACACCUGCGCGCUUGUUUGGAUAUGGGGAAGAUAGCUUUCUUAGCAAUCCUAGUUUCAGGAGGGAUCGUGUUGCAGAUUCUGGCUUGUGCUCUCUUCGAUAAUUGGUGGCCAAUGCUAAGUGUGAUAAUGUAUGUGCUUCUCCCUAUGCCCUUGCUCUUCUUCGCUGGAUCAGACAGUUCAUCUCUAUUCAGCGAGUCAGACAGUAGCUGGAUCAAUGCAGCCAAGUUCUUGACUGGUGCAUCAGCAGUUGGAAGCAUCGCAAUACCUUCGAUUCUUAAACACGCCGGGCUCAUCGGUUGGGGCGCAUUAGCCUUUGAUCUCUCUUCCUACGUUGUCUUCCUCGUCGCUAUUCUGUCUUACAUUUGCAUAGGGGAUGGCAAUGACAACUAUUACAGCUACAUUUAAAACAGACAAGACAAAUUCGUCAUCAGAGUUAGUUUCAAGCUCAAAGUCUCAGCCUUUUCACCAUUUCCUGGUUCCAUUGAUGCUUAACCUCUUGUUGCAACGGAUCUACACACCUCACAAGACUCAAAUGAUUGGAUUCUCACAAGUUUUAGGGUAUUUUUGUUUCAAGUGUAUGUAUAAACGAAUGGUUUUGUAAGAUGAAAAUUUUUAUAUGGUUUGGUUUGGCUUUUGGUGUACAGAACAGAAUUAUUAUUUGGGAAAAUGUUUCA
Molecule: messenger RNA, 898 nt
Organism: Eutrema salsugineum
Lineage: Eukaryota; Viridiplantae; Streptophyta; Magnoliopsida; Brassicales; Brassicaceae
Product: vacuolar protein sorting-associated protein 55 homolog
Exons: 5
Coding region: 207-629 (140 amino acids)
Biological process (GO): late endosome to vacuole transport via multivesicular body sorting pathway
Cellular component (GO): endosome
Source: RefSeq, a predicted model, not a curated record